Staurois parvus is the source of this 720-nucleotide messenger RNA. NCBI's taxonomy places the organism in Eukaryota, Metazoa, Chordata, Amphibia, Anura, Ranidae. The record is from the annotation of a GenBank genome assembly.
GUUAUGGCUCCUACUGAACCACCUCAAAAGCCUGGAAAAUGCCCAGAUUCUCAAUCAAAAGCCUGGAUACCCUUCCGCGGCCAUUGCUAUCUUGUAGAAUCUUCAUACACCAGAAACUGGGCUCAGGCAUCUGUGGAAUGUCUUCGGCAAGGAGCCAAUUUAGCGUCAGUUGAAGAUCAGGUGGAAGCAGACUUUUUAUUCCACAAUAUUGAGUUACUCAGUGAUCGGACAAACACCUUCUGGAUUGGUUUAUACAGGAAUGUAGAAGCAAAAUGGCUGUGGUUGGACAACACUCCCAUGGACUAUGUAAAUUGGAACACUGGGGAACCAUCUGACCAAUCAGACGAGGACUGUGUAGAGAUGUAUGCUACAAAAGGGACCUGGAACAACCUCUACUGCUCUUCCUACAAGGGAUACAUAUGUAAAAGACCAAAAAUUCCAGUGCCUACUGAAAAGCCAGUAAAACCAGAGGAGUCCAAGGGAGAACAACAGAAGUCAUCACAUGGUGUCACCGGGGGUGUGGUCAUACUUGUCAUAGUUGUCAUUGCUGGAAUCACUAUUGCAGUCUAUUACCUGUACAGAAAGAAGCAGACUAAGGUCCCUCCCCCAGAAGAAAGCUUUGACAACACCCUAUACUUCAAUGGCAACCGCGCUCCCCCAACAAGUGACACCAACAUUCUUGUGGAUAACAUUGAACAAAACGAACGUGCAAUUUCUUAG